Molecule: messenger RNA, 6800 nt
Organism: Pteronotus mesoamericanus
Lineage: Eukaryota; Metazoa; Chordata; Mammalia; Chiroptera; Mormoopidae
Gene: PPP2R3A
Product: protein phosphatase 2 regulatory subunit B''alpha
Exons: 16
Coding region: 859-4311 (1150 amino acids)
Biological process (GO): protein dephosphorylation
Cellular component (GO): protein phosphatase type 2A complex
Molecular function (GO): protein phosphatase regulator activity; calcium ion binding
Source: RefSeq, a predicted model, not a curated record
CGGCCGAGGGGGCUGGCUGGCGGUUGGGCGGGGCGCGGUCGGGCCUCAGCUCCUCACGCGCAGCGCUGUUAGCUUCGUAUCCCGCGCCGCCGCCGCUGUCGGAGUCCUGGCGGCAAGCAACGUCCGCAGGCCGAGGCAGCAGCCAGAGAAGUCGCGGGCACUGAGACCCCAGAGCCAUUUUUCAUCCUGCUUUUCCAGAAGAGAGAGUGAAGUCCCAGUGAGGGGUGUGCCUUGACCAGCUUCCUCAGUUGGUGAGUGUGGAAGCUGAAGCUGGAAUAGGAGCUCCUGACUGCCCACCUGGUGCUUUUCCCCUCAGCCACAUUUCCUGUUUCUCCACUGGAGUAAAAAUAAAAGUUUUUCCUGUACUCAGUGAGUUCUUUGAGUUUCCUGAUCACCAGUGUUUUGAAGUCUGCAUCUGGUUUCUUCAUUCGCAGAAAAAAAAAUGGAUCAUUUAUACCUUUGGAGGACUCAGUUAACACCAUACUUCUAUACUACCAACUAAGAUUUAUGAUAGUAAAUUUAUGACAAUAAAUUUCUGUCAUAGAAUUGCUGAAGAACUAAAGGAGGAUAUUUUUUAUAAAAAUACUCUUAUCAUGAUAUUACUAAAUAAAACUAAAAAGCACAAUUAUUAAAUUAUUAGACUUGCUACUACAAGUACAUAUGUGCAACAGCUACUGUAUCCUGACAGUUACCAAACCUCAAAUUUAGAUGGUUUUUCUUUGUGGGAGAGGUUGCUAUAAUUGCAAGAAACCACUGAACAUUGUCAAAUAUAUUUUCAGCCUGACUGUCAUUUAGGUGAAUUUACUUGAAACAAGUUCUAGAAAAUUCCAAGUCCCACCACUAAGUGGAUUUGAUAUUAUGGCAGCAACUUACAGACUUGUGGUUAGUACUGUGAACCACUACAGCAGUGUGGUGAUAGACCGACGUUUUGAGCAAGCUAUUCAUUAUUGCACUGGAACCUGCCACACCUUCGCACAUGGAGUUGACUGCAUUGUGAUACAUCAUAGUGUUUGUGCAGACCUCUUACACAUCCCUGUGUCUCAGUUCAAAGAUGCAGAUCUGGACUCCAUGUUUUUAUCCCAUGAAAAUGGGUUUUCAUCAGCUGAAAGUGACUAUCCCCAUCAGGCCCUCACAGGCAUACCCAAGGUCAAGAAAGGAUCUACAUUUCAGAAUACCUGUAACUUAAAGGACAUUGCAGGAGAAGCAAUCAGUUUCGCCAGUGGGAAAAUAAAAGAAUUUUCCCUUGAAAAACUCAAAAACUCUAACCAUGCAGCUUACAGAAAGGGAAGGAAAGUUAAGUCUGACUCAUUUAAUAGGAGAUCAGUUGAUUUUGACUUGCUCUGUGGCCAUUAUAACAGUGAUGGGAACGCCUCAUCCUUUGGUUUACUCCGGAGUUCCUCAGUUGAGGAGAAAUCUUUGUCCCAUAGAAACUCACUUGAUAUGAACCUGACUUCAAUGUUUCUUCACAACUUCUCUGAAGAAGACCUGGUUACUCAGAUUUUGGAAAAACAUAAAAUAGAUCAUUUUUCUUCUGGAACAGACAUAAAGAUGUGCUUGGAUAUCUUGCUGAAAUGCUCUGAGGAUUUGAAAAAAUGCACAGACAUUAUAAAACAAUGUAUAAAGAAAAAGUCAGCAAGUAGCAUCAAUGAAGGAAAUGGUAAUGAUGCAGUUUCUAGCUCUGAAACUGUCUACAUGAAUGUAAUGACCAGGUUAGCAUCCUAUCUGAAAAAGCUACCAUUGGAAUUCAUGCAGUCUGGGAAUAAUGAGGCUAUAGAUUUAACAGAAUAUGUUAAUAUGCCUAGUUUACAGCUGGCCCCUUUCUCCCCAAUAUUUGGCACUGAGCAGCCCCCUAAAUAUGAAGAUGUUGUCCAGCUCUCAGCUCCUGAUCCUGGACAGUUUCAAACUGUAGAAUCGCAAGGUGAAAAGCAUAGUUCUAGGAAAACAGACACUGUAAAAUCCAUUCCAAACAACUCUACAAAUUCCACAUAUAACUUAGAGAUAAAUGAUCCCCAAACUCUAAACAAUGUCCAGCUUCAGUCACGGUCAUUAAUCAUGAACGCUUUAGGAAAUGUUUCUUCUGGUGACUUAAUGGAGACCCUUUAUAUUGAAGAAGAGUCCGAUGGAAAGAAAGCAUUAGAUAAAGGACGAAGGACAGAGAAUGGACUCAGUCAGGAGUUGUUAAAGGUAAAUGAAGAUAGAGCAGAAUUUUCAGACCAUAGUACUCAUCUUAAAAAAUGUCCUGCCUCAGUGCAAAAUGAAAUUGGUAAGGUAUUUGAGAAACCAGUUGUUGUUAUACCUAAGGAAGAUCUUAAGUCAAAAGUUCCUAAAGUGGAAGAGGAAAUCCACAGAGAUUUUAUGAAUUCUAACAGUAAGGAGGAGAUAGAUAAAUUGUUAAUGGAUUUGGAAUCUUUUUCACAGAAAAUGGAGACCUCUCUAAGAGAGCCACUUGCCAAAGGUAAAAGCUCUAACUGUCUAAAUAAUAAUAAUCAGGUGACUGAUCAGGUCCCUCUAGAUCUUGAGCCUAAAUCUAAAGUCUCUUCACCCACAGAAAAAGUGUCACCUUCCUGUCUUACAAAGAUCAUUGAAACCAAUGGACACAAAAUUGAGGAAGAGGAUCGAGCCCUCUUACUACGAAUUCUAGAAAGUAUUGAAGACUUUGCUCAAGAACUAGUCGAAUGCAAAUCAGGUAGAGGGAGCCUAUCACAAGAAAAGGAAAUGAUGCAAAUUUUACAGGAAACCUUGACAUCUUCUUCCCCCGCCAAUUUAUCAGUCUGUAGAAGUCCUGUUGGUGAUAAAGCCAAAGAUACUACUUCAGUGGUUUUGAUUCAGCAGACCCCAGAAGUGAUCAAGAUUCAGAAUAAACCAGAAAAGAAACCUGGAACACCACUGCCACCUCCAGCCACCUUUCCCAGUAUUCCCCAACCUCUUUCCCCUGUUCCUCAUGUGAAUAAUAUUGUGAACACACCAUUGUCCAUAAACAUUCCACGGUUCUACUUUCCUGAAGGACUCCCAGAUGCCUGCAGUAACCAUGAACAGACUCUAAGCAAAAUUGAAGCUGCUUUCAUGGAUAUUGAAGAUCAGAAAGCAGAUAUUUAUGAAAUGGGAAAAAUUGCCAAGGUCUGUGGCUGUCCUCUCUAUUGGAAAGCCCCCAUGUUCAGGGCUGCAGCGGGGGAGAAGACAGGAUUUGUGUCAGCACAGUCAUUUAUUGCCAUGUGGAGAAAGUUGCUGAAUAAUCAUCAUGAUGAUGCCUCUAAGUUUAUCUGUCUUCUCGCAAAGCCCAGCUGCAGCUAUCUAGAACAGGAGGAUUUUAUCCCUUUGCUUCAGGAUGUGGUGGAUACACACCCUGGCCUCACAUUCCUGAAGGAUGCUCCAGAAUUCCACUCCCGCUACAUCACCACAGUUAUUCAGAGAAUAUUCUACACAGUGAACAGAUCUUGGAGUGGAAAAAUUACUUCGACAGAGAUAAGAAAAAGCAACUUUUUGCAAACUCUAGCCCUUUUGGAAGAAGAGGAAGAUAUAAACCAAAUCACAGACUACUUUUCCUAUGAACACUUUUAUGUUAUUUAUUGUAAAUUCUGGGAACUAGAUAGUGAUCAUGACCUCUACAUCAGCCAGGCUGAUCUAUCCCGAUACAAUGACCAGGCUUCAUCAAACAGAAUUAUUGAAAGGAUAUUCUCUGGGGCAGUAACAAGGGGAAGAACAGUACAGAAAGAGGGAAGAAUGAGCUAUGCAGAUUUUGUUUGGUUUUUGAUAUCUGAGGAAGAUAAAAGGAACCCCACCAGCAUUGAGUAUUGGUUCCGCUGCAUGGAUGUGGAUGGGGAUGGUGUGCUCUCCAUGUACGAGCUGGAGUAUUUCUACGAGGAGCAGUGCGAACGGAUGGAAGCUAUGGGCAUUGAGCCCUUGCCGUUCCAUGAUUUGCUGUGCCAGAUGCUUGACCUGGUGAAGCCAGCCAGUGAUGGCAAAAUAACUCUACGAGAUCUGAAGAGAUGCAGAAUGGCUCACAUCUUUUAUGACACUUUCUUUAAUCUGGAGAAAUACUUAGACCAUGAACAGAGAGAUCCCUUUGCAAUCCAAAAGGAUGUGGAGAAUGACGUUCCUGAGCCCUCCGACUGGGACAGGUUUGCUGCUGAGGAGUAUGAGACUCUUGUAGCGGAGGAGUCUGCCCAAGCACAGUUCCAGGAAGGUUCUUUUGAAGAUUAUGAAACAGAGGAACCUGCCUCUCCCUCUGAAAUUGGAAACAAAGGCAAUAAAAUAGUAACCUCAAGCCUUUCAGAGAAAUGUGGAAAGCUUCAGUCAGUGGAUGAAGAAUAGCUGCCAACGUCUGUAUGAAAGGGAGAUAACGUAUUUUAAAUUUUUUCAUGUGAAGAGAUGCUCUAAUUUGCAUACUGCUUUUUAAAGGCUUUGAUUUCUGCAAGUGUGUAUCUGCACUAGGAACUUUACAACGUUUUUAAGCAAUAGAUCUGGAUAUAUAUACUCAAUUUGGGAGACUCUUCCAGUUUGCCUCAAACCUCUUACAGAGCUUUUCCUCAGAAGCAAAUACAAUUAUAUACACCACCUUCCAAAGUCUGUGAACUAGCACUCUUCACCCCUGAAUGUACCAAGGAUCUCUUGGGGACAGUGUCAUGCACAGUUCUCUGCACAAAAACAGGAGUUGCCUCUGUUAUCUAGCAUCCAUGAGGCCCCUCAGGGCUCCUAUGGAGCCCAGAAGAAAACUUCACUUGCAGAAAACUUAAGUUAAAAAAUUCUGGAACUUGAAAAAGCAUUAUGGGCCUCCAGAACUGAAUUAUAGCCCUGGCAAUAAAAGCACUGCCAAAACAUCUCAGAGACUUCUUUUAACUAUGCGUGUACUGGAGUUCAAAGAGCUUGAACUUACUUGGUUUAAUGUAUUGUUUCACAAUGACCUGCCAAACUGCUAGUCACUUUACAUCCUCAGGUAUUGUAACCACUGGGCCUUCCAACCUUGCUGACAAAGCUCUGAAUCCCCUCCUCAUCCUGACUGUGGGUCUUAUAUAAAACCUAAAGAAAAAAACUUGUUAAAUGAAAACAAGUAUGGAAUUUGACUCACUUGAAAAAAAAAUUCAACUCUCUUAUUUGUAGAAAGUUAUUGAAUGAUGUAUUAGUCUUUAAAUUAGCUGAUAUCCCAUAUACACUUCCUGUCAGAAGGCCUACUUGAAGACAAAUGAUACAUGAAAUUUCUUACCAGAUAUAUUCCUUUCAUCACUUAAUAUCAGACUAACUCAAUGUAAAGGCCUCAAUCGAAACAUUCAUGUUGAAACUUAUUCCAAAUAUUCCAUCCACCUCCAUAUUUAUCACAAAAGUAGAAAACAGUGAUGCCACCCAUAAAAAAAAAGCUAUUUCAUGUUUAGUAUAGUAGUGAAUGUGUUCAUUAUGGAAAUCUACAUUUUUUAGCAAGUCACAAUAUAGCCAAAUCCUGCAAUAACCUUGAAAAUUGAAAAUAAACUAUAGAAAGGAUGGAAAUUUCUGACAGUAUAAUAGACAGCACCCAAGCAACUUUUUAAUAACUCAUCUGUCAAAAUCAACUUUUUCCCGACUUUUUUUUUAACCAAGAGUCCUCAAUGUCAAAAUAGCUUCCCUUCCCACCCUACUUUGGUUCCCUUGCUGGUGUGAAGGCCAAAUAAUGAAAUAAACCUUUGAGCUAUAAGGAAAAUGUGGAGAAAAGAAUUUAGGAAGUGCACUACCUAUUGGUACAGUAAUAGUUAGCAAUACUUCUUGUCAGUAUCCUCCCAGGUUCCUGUUAUUUUAUCUCCACAAUCAGAACUGAUCUUACCAUUUAACUGUUAGAGAAAAUGAUAGCUAUUCCAACUUAGUAUCUAAUAGUUCACAAAGAACUAAAACUUAAAAGUGACUAAAUUUGAGGCAAACACUACAUGCUAAAUAACCUAAACAUACUGGUGAAGUUUUAGGAUUAAAAAUAUUUGUGAUACAUGACAUUUACCAUCUACCCAUCCAACCUUUACCAGGAAAGGAAAACAAUUACUUUAUUUCAGAUUUAAAAAAAAAACUUAAAAAAGAAUACUUUUUUAAAGAAGCCAGAUAUGGUUUAACGGUUUUAUUAUCCAUAAUGAUCUAAACUAUUUCUACGACUCAGCAAAAUGUAAAAAUAAAAUCUGAAUCUCAUAUAUAUUUAUUUUUUUUAACUUGGCUUUACAUUUUUACCUUCUUACUAAAGUCCCUCUUCCUUUCACUUUAGUCAAUAUUUGGUUUCAACAUUCUGUAAUAUAAAAAAGCAAGCUACCAAUAUCAUUCCAUUUAGGGUAAGGCUAUUUUAAUUUAGGUUACCAAAAGCGUAUUUUCAGACAUAAGAAUGUGUUUCACUGUACUCCUUUCCUAGAGUUGAAUGCAAGAAAUGUGAAUUCUGAGGAACUAUGAUAGUAUAUAUUUGACUUUCUGAUAAAGAUCAUGCUGCAUAUAAUCAUUACUGCCCAACUGGAAAUUUCAAGUUGUUACAAUAUCCCAAGCUCCCUGAUAAAAGUUCAAAUUGAGGUUUAUCAUGAUCUUAAUACUAGUCAAUGAUUAAUGAGUUUAAUAGCAUAACAUUAAUUGCAAGGUAAUCAAACUAAUAAAAUUCUGUGUAUUUUCCCUGCAUCUUAUCUAUGUCAUUGUGUACUGUUCGAAGUGUUUAUAAAACUCUAGAUGAUUAAAUACGUCAUUUGUCAACUUUUGGAAAUGUUAGGGUGUGUUUGGAUGGAGAAGCCUGCAUGAUUUAACUUUUGUUUUUCCCUUUCUCCAAAACUAAAUAAAGACAAGUUGUCAAAUAUGAAUCCUGUUCACUAAGACAA